CUUUCCUGACUGCCCCUCUUGCCUCGUGCUGAACGUGCGUUCCGUGUCCGUCAGCUCACUUACAACAUGGGUCGUUCGAAAAGCAUUCCCGACCGGUGGCUAGACUACAGCGAGGUUGGAGGUGUCGUGCCCGGAACGCGGUUCAUAGCAUUCAAGGUGCCGCUUCGUGAAUCGAUAUGCUCCCGCAUGCCAGCGAGCAAACGCUUCACACCGCACGAUCUUCUGCAGCGAAUACAGGGCCUAGGCCUCGUGAUUGAUUUGACGUGCACGAACCGCUACUACGACCCCGAUUCUCUCGUCAAUCGUGGCAUCCUCCACGCCAAAAUCAUGUGCGCCGGCCAGCAAAUACCCAGCGACGGUGUGGUGAGCGAGUUUUUCCGUGCCGUCGACGCCUUCCUCUCUGACCCCGUGAACAGCGGCAAAUUGAUAGGUGUGCACUGUACUCACGGCGUUAACAGGACGGGGUAUCUAGUCUGCAAGUACAUGAUCCAGAAGCUGAGUGUCGCACCCGCGACAGCCAUUGAGCAGUUUCAGAAUGCCCGCGGCCACAAGUUCGACAGGGAUGAAUACGUCAGCGACCUACAACGUGUCGGAGGGCAAGUGCCUACACUGGGUCUUAGCGGUGAUGACAGGCGACUACAAGUCUGCCAGCCUGCUCAAGGCGCCAGCAGGGAAGACCAGUACGUCCGCAACUUUUUAAGUAGCGACAGACGACAAUACGUCGGCAACAUACAAUGCUCCAGAGACGCCGGCAGUAGGCUUCCCGGAGUGGCUGCACCUUUUCCAGCUGAUGGUGACGUUUACUGGGACUCCAACAGCCAUGCAGCGAGCGGCACAUUUCCUUACGGGCUCAGUGCAUGGAACGCCGCACGAAGUGAAGGUUAUGCACGUGAGUAUGGUAACACACGUGACAUGUGCGCGUUGCCGCCCCAGUUCAGUGAUAUGCGAUCGCAGACCCCGACUUACCAAAAUGGCAUUGCCCCUCAGGCCCAGUGCGUUUGUCCCGGUGCGUCCACAACACACUUACAGUCACCAAAGUGCCUUGCCAUCCCAGGCAAACAUGUACAAUGAGCAGUCGCAAGGACAAAGCUACAGCCAUCACAGCGGCAUGGCUCAUUCGAUGCAGCCUCAGCACAGCUUUUACGAUGCAAGGCCGCAAGUGCAGGGCUACGGUAAUCAUGGUCGUCAUGGCACCUGAGCUAAGCAGUUUCAAUGCACCACUGCAAGGCCCUCGUUACAGUCAACCCAGUGGCACGUCACUGCAGCAGAAUGUACCCCAUGCACCAUCAAUAGGGACCAGUGCGAUCUCCAUCCCGAGUGAGGAGCCCAAAUGUUACUGCUGACAUGCACGGUGGGCAUGGUGGACACAAGCCAUACAGUCAUGAUGAAAGACAGUACUGGUGACGCUAGCAGUGCUACGAAGACUACUUGCUUCGCCAGAAAGUGUUCUUAGUCAUAAAGACUUUGUCACUUUGCUUUUGUCGCCAACCUGCAGUGAUGGAAAUUUUUUGUAUAGUGCAUGAAGCACACACAAAUAAAAAUUAUGUAACAUUAUUCUGUAAUGGGGACAGAACUAUUUAUGCAUAAAAAAUCAUUUAAUCGUGUACCAAGUAAAGGUAUGCAUUGGCAGUGUCAGUUGAGGUGAACACCCAGUAGCGCAGUUAUCUAGUGCUAUAUCUACAGCACUGGAGUGGAACUUGAGCAAAAUUUUCAGCAGAGAGAAAACUGACAGAAUAUACAAGAUGUUUGUGGUGAGUCUUUAGUUUCCUUCCUGUGCUGCAUAUGACGAUUGUGUAGACUGCGUUUUCUUUAAUUUCAUCGACCAGUGUAGCACAACAAGGACGAGGAAAGAAAGCUCAAGCUCAGAGUCCUCUCUCUCGGUUCCUGUCGUGCCGUACUGUCUCAUGGAGUGAAAUCCCAACCAUCUACCCCGGCUGUGCGUCCUUGUUUUUUCUUGUUUAUUUUUUUUUGCUGGGCUGCUGCUUAUCUGCUAUUACUGCAAGUGUUUUCUUGCUGUCGGGUUGCAGAUAUUCGUGAUACGCUUCACUCAGUUGCUUCUUAGGCGCUAGACAACUGGCUUUGUCCUUUGGACAUAAUUUAAAAAGCUUGCUCAAUUUAGCUGUGCAACCUUUCAGCAAAGCUUUUUUCUUAUUUUGGUGCAUGUAUUCUUUUAAAGACAGCUGCAUUUUGCAAGAAUGUCUUUCUACUCUGUGUAAACAUUAAGAGUUGCAAUGCUGGGUGAAUAAUAAUUCAAGUACUUGUUUAAAUUUAUUUUUGGAAAUAAAUUAUUCAUGAACACUGCUUA
Rhipicephalus microplus (southern cattle tick) is the source of this 2305-nucleotide messenger RNA. RefSeq lists its product as uncharacterized. The record is from RefSeq and is a predicted model, not a curated record. NCBI's taxonomy places the organism in Eukaryota, Metazoa, Arthropoda, Arachnida, Ixodida, Ixodidae. Gene Ontology annotation, molecular function: polynucleotide 5'-phosphatase activity. Gene Ontology annotation, biological process: dephosphorylation.